Molecule: messenger RNA, 1143 nt
Organism: Amyelois transitella
Lineage: Eukaryota; Metazoa; Arthropoda; Insecta; Lepidoptera; Pyralidae
Exons: 5
Coding region: 225-1079 (284 amino acids)
Source: RefSeq, a predicted model, not a curated record
CAUAACGGUUCCCUCGAGUUUAUUUGUAAAUCGUGAUUAACGGGUUCUAACUCGUGGGGAUAAGUCAAACACACCAAUACGCAGAAAUUCUUAACCGUAACUUCAAGCCACUUUAGAAAAAAGAACAAGAAAAAAAACAGUGUUUAAAAUCUUUCUUAUUAGCCAGCCAAUUAAGCAGUAAAAAUAUGUUCUACAAUUGAAAAUUUAAUCGGAUAUUUAUUUAUAUGAUGGAUAUCUUUAUAAUUUUAACAUGUUUGUUUUUUUUGGUAAAGUCGCAAAAUUUAGACUUAAAUGACACUAAAUUAGAUGACUCAAGCAAUAUUGUUUUAUCAAGAAGGAAAAGAUUCCUUGUGUUUCCAGAAGGGAGUUCAUUGCAACUCGUAUUUUGCACCACCUACCCCCUAAUAUCACCAAUAGGUGACAUCUUCCUUUGGGGUAACACUGCUGCCCUCGCCUACGAGUUACCCCAAGACCCUUACUCCCCCUUUAUGCAUCACGCCGACCCCCUCCACCGCAGGAUCGAUUCCAAAACAGAACCAACCAAGGCUAUCUACUACACAGACGAAGAUGGAAAAGUCCUCUUCAAAAGACCAUACAAAAGAAAAUUCGUCGUAAAUCCAGCAUUUGCAAAGCGGAGCCUUGACUAUACGACAGUGGACCAAUCCGAAACGCGAAUUCGAGGGAAAUUUGAAAUAGACAGAAAACAGAUGCACGCUUCGAAAAACAAACGCAAGUUUUUGAAAAGCGAACACAUGGACGAGCGCAGCGUGGAAUUUCACAGGAGUAGUCGCGGCGUUUUCUACCAGAAAAUAGAGACAAUGCUGCAAGGGCUUGGAGUGAACGGGCGGCAGUGCCUUCUGAAAACCCUUUGCCUGGUCGGACAGUCCCACUCGGAUCCCCAGGGAACUCUAUUGCAGGAGAUAUUAAGAGCUGUUUUCACGCUGCCGAAGUCGGACGAUAAAGACGAAUACUUCACCGAUUAUGAUAAAGCUUUGUCGGCAACAGAGUCAUGUGACAUACUGUACCCGGAAUGUGACCAGCCAUUAUCUGAACCUGGAUUUUUAACGCAGAGUUAUUGAUAUCGUUAUUUUUUCUUUCGCUUUUCAUUGUAUAUAAAAAUAUAUAGAUUUUAGUAUUACUUAU